Molecule: messenger RNA, 1200 nt
Organism: Prorocentrum cordatum
Lineage: Eukaryota; Dinophyceae; Prorocentrales; Prorocentraceae
Source: the annotation of a GenBank genome assembly
GUGAUAGUGAUGUUAAUGAUGAUAAUGAUGAGUGUGACGUUGAUGAAACGUUUCGCCUGAUGCAGACGCGGAGGUGGCCGCCGCUGCCCUUGGACGGCUUGCGCAGCUUUGCCCGAAGUUCCCGCUGAAGGCGGUCUGCGUGCUCGGCAGGGGUGCGGCGCGGCGCCGCGGCGGGCUCGCGGGCGCGCCCCAUGGCGCCCAAGAAGGGCGGCAAGCGGCCGAGCUUCGACGGCGCGACCGUGCUCGCCGAGCUGUGGGGCCCCCACGUCGCGGAGGCGGACAGCGUGGCUUACGCCACGAAGCUGGACGCCCCGCUGGAUGCGAAGCAGCUCGUGAAGCACACGGCGCUGCUCCAGGCGACGCGCGCCGUCGCCACAUCGGUGACGCCGAGGGCCGCGAAGGACGUUCUUGCCAACGGCAGCGGGAAAAUUGGCAGCAAGUCCGCGGAUACCAUCGAGGGCCUGGCCACGUGGUUGACCGGCGGGGAGUGCGACGGCAUAUUGAGGAGGAGCUUGGAAGAGGGCCAGGCGUGCGCUGGGGAAAAGGACGGGCUUGCGGCUUGCCGCCGGUGCGCCGAGAGGGGCAUGAAGGGCGGCCGGCUUCUGCGCCUCGUGCGCGAGAACGCGGCGGGCAUCGGGGACUUCGUGGGCAGGGGCUGCCGCGAGAGGUAGAUGGGAGUGGUGAUCCUGAGAAGCUCUUCGUGCCCAUGUGCUUGCAGGAGCCGUGCUUGUCGCGGCGUGGGCGUUGUCGCCCCGGGCGCCGCCGGCCUAGGCGCCGCCAGGGCGGCGGCGUGCGUGCCUUGGCGGCGGGCGGCCGCCAGGCCGUGCAGGGCAGCCGCCGUGCGGUCGAGCGGCCCUGGCGGGAGCGGCGGCGCUCGUCGGCGGCGGCCGCCUCGGCCUCGGAGUUCGCGCACCAGCUGGCGCCCGCCCUGCGGCCUAGGGCCUGGGUGGCUCCGGGCGGGCGGGCUUCUGAAGCAGCGGCGGCGCGCUCGGCGUGUGCCGUGGGCGGGGAGCACGGCGCCUGCCCUCGGAGGUGGCCCUUCACGGGGGGAGCGCUGUGCUCCCUCGCGCCCGCCCUCGGCCCCUGUGCUUGCGUCCGCUCGGGUCCCGUCCCUCGCUCCCCCCCUCUCUCCCUCCCUCCCUCCCUCUCGCCCGUCUGUCCCCCCCCCCCCCUCUCUCUCGUUCCGUCCCUCUCUGUUUC